This is a messenger RNA of Harpia harpyja (harpy eagle), 853 nucleotides long. It is a transcript of the gene MRPL21, whose product is annotated as mitochondrial ribosomal protein L21. The coding region runs from base 410 to 772 and encodes 120 amino acids. Gene Ontology annotation, cellular component: ribosome; mitochondrial large ribosomal subunit. The transcript is spliced from 8 exons. The record is from RefSeq and is a predicted model, not a curated record. NCBI's taxonomy places the organism in Eukaryota, Metazoa, Chordata, Aves, Accipitriformes, Accipitridae. Gene Ontology annotation, molecular function: structural constituent of ribosome.
UUGACUUCUUUCCUGGGUUGACUGCCUCAUGACUCUGGACCUGUCUGGUGAUCUGGACUGCUGGCUGAUCCUGCUCAACAUCACUGGAUCUGUGCUACCUUUCUUGCUCAGGCUACAAGGGUCAAUGUUGGGAAACAGCCACAAGCAGAAGGCACCAGCGGAGCAGAGGAUGGCAUUGAGACUCCACUAGCUUUGCUGCUGGAAAGAACCACUACAUCUCACAUUUUUCAGUGGUACUGCCUUCUUGCUUUCAUCUGCGGUUCGUCACCAGAGUUCCCAGAGCACGUCACUGCAGCAAGGACUUGUUGCCAAAACAUCUCUGACUUCACCCCCAUGGCCUGAAGUGAAACUUCCAGAUCCAGUAGAAGAAGCGAAGUAUCAUGCAGAAGUGGUACAAAAGGUGAACAAGAUGAUCGCAACGGGGCAGUACGGAAGACUCUUUGCUGUGGUCCACUUUGCCAGCAAGCAGUGGAAAAUAACCGGUGAAGACUUGAUUAUGAUGGACAAUGUACUGGAGGCUGAAUGUGGAGACCGAAUCCGGAUGGAAAAGGUUUUGCUGGUUGGUGCUGACGACUUCACGCUUAUUGGAAGGCCACUUCUCGGGAAAGAUCUUGUCCGUGUGGAGGCUACUGUGAUUGAAAAGACAGAGUCAUGGCCAAAAAUUAACAUGCGCUUUUGGAGGAGGCACAACUAUCAAAGGAAGAAAAUCAUCGUGAACCCACAGACCGUCCUUCGGAUAAACACCAUAGAAAUUUUCCCCCGUUUGUCAUGAUUGAUUGCUUGGGUGUUGUGUGGCUUAGGUUUAUUAUUGCUUUAGGCAAUUAUGGAAAUAAAACUGCCUUGUCAUUGGAAA